Messenger RNA from Rotaria sp. Silwood1, 379 nucleotides. Lineage: Eukaryota; Metazoa; Rotifera; Eurotatoria; Philodinida; Philodinidae. The record is from the annotation of a GenBank genome assembly.
AUGGAUAUCAUAAAACGUGCUGUAAAUGAUAGAGAAAAUUUUAUAGAUACAUUUAUAUCAUGGACAAUGAAAAGUAGAAAACAAUCAGCAAAUGAUAUUUUAAAAAAUCUUAAUAGGUAAAAAUUAAUAUAAUCUAUUUAUAUAAUAUAAUAACAAAGUAUUUUCUAUACUAUGCAAAUUAAAUAUGAAGUAAGUUGAAAAUUUUAUAAGACAGAUUCAUAAAGCGAUACACAUGAUUGUGUUUUAUGAAUUAAAUAAUAAUUAUUAUGCUUUGUAUAGCUGUAUAAAUAAAUUUCUUCGCAAUUACUAAAUAAAAUUGUUCUUGAAAAUAUGUUCUUGCCGAUAUUCUUCACAUUUUAUAAAAAUAGAAAGAUAUACA